Molecule: messenger RNA, 810 nt
Organism: Helianthus annuus (common sunflower)
Lineage: Eukaryota; Viridiplantae; Streptophyta; Magnoliopsida; Asterales; Asteraceae
Exons: 1
Coding region: 1-672 (223 amino acids)
Source: RefSeq, a predicted model, not a curated record
AUGGCUCACAAGAUUUCCUCCUUUCUCUCAUUCCUUGCAAUCCUAGCAGCCCUACAACUCGCUACAGCCGUGGACUACACAGUCACCAACACGGCUGCGGCUACUCCUGGUGGUGUUAGGUUCACCAACGACAUCGGGGUUGAAUACACAAACCAAACUUUAGCCUCAGCCACAUGUUUCAUAUGGAACACAUUCCAACAAAACACUGAAAACGAUAGAAAGAAUGUAGCAAGCGUAAGCGUGUUCAUUGAUGACAUGGAUGGUGUUGCUUAUGCUUCCAACAAUGAGAUUCAUGUUAGUGCAAGGUACAUUCAAGGGUACUCUGGUGAAGUUAAGACUGAGAUCACUGGCGUACUUUAUCAUGAGAUGACACAUAUUUGGCAAUGGAAUGGUAAUGGUCAAGCUCCGGGAGGAUUGAUUGAAGGAAUUGCCGAUUACGUGAGGCUAAAGGCUGGGUAUGCGCCUAACCAUUGGGUUCAGCCAGGACAAGGGGACAGAUGGGACCAAGGGUACGACGUGACGGCCCGAUUCCUUGACUAUUGUAAUGGUCUUAGAGAUGGGUUUGUGGCCGAACUUAAUAAGAAAAUGAGAGAUGGUUAUAACGAUGGUUUUUCCGUUGACUUGUUAGGAAAGACGGUUGAUCAACUAUGGGCCGAAUACAAAGCUACUUAAGAAUAUAAAUAGCUAGCUUGUAAUGGAAGUUUCAUAUACUUAUUUAUAUUUAAAAUAAUGGGCGUUUAUGUUUUGUAUUUUCACCAUUACUAUUGUACAAGUAUUUGUUGAAUAAUAAUUGAACCGUUAUUAAUCUAA